Molecule: messenger RNA, 1008 nt
Organism: Aspergillus clavatus NRRL 1
Lineage: Eukaryota; Fungi; Ascomycota; Eurotiomycetes; Eurotiales; Aspergillaceae
Product: D-mandelate dehydrogenase-like dehydrogenase
Exons: 7
Coding region: 1-1008 (335 amino acids)
Cellular component (GO): cytosol
Molecular function (GO): hydroxypyruvate reductase [NAD(P)H] activity; NAD binding; glyoxylate reductase (NADPH) activity
Source: RefSeq, a predicted model, not a curated record
AUGCCUGCUGCACUUUUGAUCGGGGCCAUCACCCACGCUAGAAAGGAGUGGGAGGAUCUCGCUGCCAUUCUGACCCUGAAGGAAUUCCCCGAGGGCAGCCGAGAUGACUUUAUCCGCAAUUGCAAGGACGGCCAGUAUGACGAUGUGCUUGUGAUCUACCGGUCCAAUACGUCCACAAAGUUCACCGGUCCGUUCGAUUCGGAGUUGCUUGCAGUUCUUCCCAGAUCGGUCAAGUAUAUCUGCCACAAUGGCGCUGGCUACGACAACAUCGAUAUCGCCGGGUGUUCAGAAAAAGGAAUCGCGGUCUCCAGUACUCCAGUCGCCGUGAACCAUGCCACAGCCGAUGUGGGGAUUUUCUUGAUGAUUGGUGCUCUGCGCCAGGCCUAUGUGCCACUGUCUGCUCUUCGCGCCGGUCAAUGGCAAGGCAAGGCAACACUGGGUCAUGACCCCCAGGGCAAGGUGCUCGGUAUUCUCGGAAUGGGAGGGAUUGGAAGGGAAAUGGCCAACCGUGCCAAGGCAUUCGGAAUGAAGAUCCAAUACCACAACAGAUCGAGACUGUCGCCGGAGCUGGAGGGGGACGCCCAGUAUGUCUCGUUCGAUGAGCUGCUGGCCAACUCAGACGUGCUUAGCCUGAACCUGGCUCUCAACGCCCAUACCCGCCACAUCAUCGGCGAGAAGGAGUUCCAGAAGAUGAAGGAUGGCGUGGUCAUCGUGAACACGGCACGUGGUGCGCUGAUUGAUGAGAAGGCGCUGGUCGCCGCUUUGGAAUCGGGCAAGGUGAUGUCUGCUGGUCUGGACGUCUAUGAAAACGAGCCCGAGAUCGAAGCUGGUCUCGUAAAUAACCCUCGGGUGAUGCUGCUGCCGCACAUUGGAACCAUGACAUACGAAACGCAAAAGGACAUGGAGCUAUUGGUGCUGAACAACUUGCGCUCGGCGGUGGAGAAGGGCGAGAUGAUCACAUUGGUGCCGGAGCAGAAGGAUGUAUUCAAGGGACAGAAUGGUCAAUAG